AUGAAAAACAAAUAUACUCCUAUUUCAGAUUCUGAUGACUCUUCCAAAACGCUCAAUGAUGAAAAGGCAGAUAGUCAGUCGUCUCCUUCUGAUGGUACGCCUCCUCCGUAUACAGCUUCAACCAAAUUUAUUGAUCUCGAAAUGGCUCCUGAAACAGAAGAAAGUUCUAAAAAGAAAAGAUAUCUGACGCCUCGUGAAUUAGCAAUUGUUUUUGCUAUUUUUAUUGUAUAUAAUGUAUGCUUAAUUAUUGCGAGGGUCAUUCUUCUUGUUUACGAAAUUCCGUUUAAUCAGCUUGCCGUUUGGGUACUUUUUGGCGUUUGGUGCGCUCUAUUUCUGUCAUUGACAAUUGUAAUAACUCAAAUGCCUAAAGAAUGGUUCACGCAAGCUGGUAGAGUGCUGCACAACAUGUUGACGGCAGCAAUCUCUGUGUGUUGUUUCAAUGGUUUCUGUUACUUUAUUGGAAAGAAGCUAGUAUGGACUGAAAACAUAAACUCGUUCUGUUACUGGCUGUUUGGUGCCAUUGACAUAAUGUUUAUUCUUGUUUUAACGAUGAAUGCAAAUGCGCGUGAAAUAUUAAGAUUAGUUCUCGUCGAUCUGAGAAACGGCAUAGGCGUUGGCGUAAACGGAAUAGGAAACGCUGUGGAUCGUAUUUUAGAUACAAAUCGAGGAGAGCAAGUACCUCAGAACGAAGGAAUCGAACUUCAGCCUCUUGCUGAGCAAAGCGCUGAAGUUUGA
Schizosaccharomyces osmophilus is the source of this 735-nucleotide messenger RNA. It is a transcript of the gene wtf14, whose product is annotated as wtf meiotic driver. Bases 1 to 735 code for a protein of 244 amino acids. NCBI's taxonomy places the organism in Eukaryota, Fungi, Ascomycota, Schizosaccharomycetes, Schizosaccharomycetales, Schizosaccharomycetaceae. The record is from RefSeq and is a predicted model, not a curated record. The transcript has 5 exons.